Messenger RNA from Clunio marinus, 213 nucleotides. Lineage: Eukaryota; Metazoa; Arthropoda; Insecta; Diptera; Chironomidae. The record is from the annotation of a GenBank genome assembly.
AUGGGUGUUGAUCAUGGAGUUAAAUUAUUAGCUAGAAGAAUAAAUAAAUUUACUUAUUCAUCUGAAAUUUCCAAAUUUGACAUUUCAGUCGGUGAAUUUUCUGUCAUUCCUAAGACAGACAUUUUAUUUCCAUCUCAAACGUUUGAACAUUUGAAGAACAUUUCAUGGUGCUUAAGGCGAAUGGAACUUAUUCUGAAAGUCACAAUAGAAUAA